AUGGAAAACCAGGUGAUAUUUGCAUGGGCAAUUAUAUUUUGCCUUGCCGUAGCACCAGUGUAUGGCCAAUACUACUCCAGAACUGUUAGGGCAGGUCCUCGGGUGGAAAAGAUUACUCGACUCCACUUCUUCUUCCACGACAUUCGCAGUGGCGAGAACGCUACUGCAAUCCCGAUAGCUAGUCCCAACACCACCCAGGAUACGCCCACAUACGGUACCUUGUAUGCAAUGGAUGAUCCCCUCACUAUGGAGUCUGAACUAACAUCCACGCUCAUCGGAAAUUCUCAAGGGCUCUACUUAGAUUUAAGUCGAGAACGUACUAAAUUUACCGCAAUCUUUUAUGCGGAUUUUGCGUUUACCACUGGCAGGUUCAACGGAAGCUCCUUCAGUUUGUUCUCACGCUUUUCCGCCGAAGAUGCUACUAGCACAAUUCGUGAAAUGGCAAUAGUGGGAGGGAGAGGUGCGUUUAGGAUGGCCACAGGAUUUGCCCUCUUGCGACCCACUUGGAGCAACACGAUCGGGGAUGCUAUUGUCGAGUUCAAUGUUACUUUGUACCAUUACUAA
Molecule: messenger RNA, 564 nt
Organism: Gossypium arboreum
Lineage: Eukaryota; Viridiplantae; Streptophyta; Magnoliopsida; Malvales; Malvaceae
Product: dirigent protein 15-like
Exons: 1
Coding region: 1-564 (187 amino acids)
Source: RefSeq, a predicted model, not a curated record